UGGUGGAACAGGCGGGCGCUUAAACGUGUAAUAACGAUUUGCUUUCCCACGGUAUGCUGUUUGUCCCUGCUGCGCUCUGUAGGUGAAGGGUCACACAAAUUCAAGAUGGCGGCCACCUUGACUAGAGGACUAUCAGGUAUAGUGAGACCUCUGACUCUGCUCGGCCAGUCCUGCAUUAACCACGCAGUCAGAGCGCCGCUGGUUCUUCCUCGCUUCUCCACACUUAUUCAGCGACAGUUCAGUUUCAAACCUUCUCAUAGUGCAAGUGUUCUUCAGCAGCAGACCCUACUGCAACGAGUCUCUCCUCUCAUACCAACGCUGAUGCAGCAGCCCUGUAGAAAUGUGACAUAUUUUAGUGUAAAGAAGGGCAAGAGGAAGACGGUUAAAGCCGUGGUGGACAGGUUCCUGAGACUGCACUGUGGCCUGUGGGUGAGAAGAAAGGCCGGUUACAAGAAGAAGCUUUGGAAAAAAUCAGCAGUGAGGAAGAAGCGUUUAAGAGAGCACGUGUUCUGCAAUAAGACUCAGUGCAAGAAAUUAGACAAAAUGACGACCUCCUUUUGGAAGCGAAGAAACUGGUACCUUAACGACCCUUACCAGAAAUACCACGAUAGGGUGAAUCUGUAAGGGUUCUUCACCCAGCUUAUAUGAGAAAUGUACUGUUCUGUGAAGAAAACGUUUCCUUGUAAAGUGUAUAUCAAUGAUUUAUUAAACUGAUCACCCUGAACCACAAGAGAGAAUACAGUUCAACAAACAGAACAUCAGUGAAAAUAUUCAUGUAAUUUAAAAGCCAGUGUUCAUGGAUGCGUUCUGUAUAAAGAGCCACGAUUCUUGAAAUAAACCUUUUUUCUGACUUGUUCGUCAGAAAGGGAAGGAAAUGAAA
Silurus meridionalis is the source of this 880-nucleotide messenger RNA. It is a transcript of the gene mrpl35, whose product is annotated as mitochondrial ribosomal protein L35. The record is from RefSeq and is a predicted model, not a curated record. Gene Ontology annotation, cellular component: ribosome; mitochondrion. Gene Ontology annotation, biological process: translation. The coding region runs from base 106 to 624 and encodes 172 amino acids. The transcript has 4 exons. Lineage: Eukaryota; Metazoa; Chordata; Actinopteri; Siluriformes; Siluridae. Gene Ontology annotation, molecular function: structural constituent of ribosome.